This is a messenger RNA of Anolis carolinensis (green anole), 4515 nucleotides long. RefSeq names its product trichohyalin-like. The record is from RefSeq and is a predicted model, not a curated record. The transcript has 3 exons. NCBI's taxonomy places the organism in Eukaryota, Metazoa, Chordata, Lepidosauria, Squamata, Anolidae. Bases 1 to 4515 code for a protein of 1504 amino acids.
AUGGCCCCCCAUCGAGACCCUCUGCUGGGCUUGGAGGCCACGCGGAGCCUCCUCCUCCUCCAGGAGCCCCGGCUGGACCUGGUGCAGAUGCUGCACCCCGGGAGGAGGAGGAGGAGGAGGAGGAAGGCAGGCCAGGAGGAAGGCCUCUUCUUCAAGGAAGAGCAGGUGGGAGGCUUGGAGACCCAGCAGCCAAGCGCCGAGCAUCAGCAGGAGGAUGACACCUUGGCUGGGGAUUGGAGGCUGAGCUCAGCCUCGAAGCAAAGGCCGGAGGAGGAGGAGGAGGAAGAAGAGCAGGAAGAAGGUUCAGAGGCCCAGCAGCCAAGCACCCAGCAUCAGCAGGACUCCUUGAAGCAAAGGACAGAGGAGGAAGGCUCAGAGGCCCAGCAGCCAAACGCCGAGCAUCAGCAGGACUCUUUGGUUGUGGAUUGGAGGCUGAGCUCAGCCUUGAAGCAAAGGCCAGAAAAAGAGGAAGAAGAACAGCAGGAGGAAGGCUCAGAGGCCCAGCAGCCAAGCGCCAAGCAUCAGCCGGAAUCUUUGGUUGUGGAUUGGAGGCUGAGCUCAGCCUCGAAGCAAAGGCCAGAAAAAGAGGAAGAAGAACAGCAGGAGGAAGGCUCAGAGGCCCAGCAGCCAAGCACCAAGCAUCAGCAGAAGGACUCUUUGGUUGUUGACUGGAAGCUGAGCUCAGCCUUGAAGCAAAGGCCAGAAAAAGAGGAAGAAGAACAGCAGGAAGAAGGAUCAGAGGCCCAGCAGCCAAGCGCUGAGCAUCAGCAGAAGGACUGCUUGAAGCAAAGGACAGAGGAGGAAGGCUCGGAGGUCCAGCAGCCAAGCACCGAGCAUCAGCAGGACUCCUUGAAGCAAAGGACAGAGGAGGAAGGCUCAGAGGCCCAGCAGCCAAGCACCGAACAUCAGAAGGAAGACUCUUUGGUUGUGGAUUGGAGGCUGAGCUUAGCCUUGAAGCAAAGGCCGGAGGAGGAAGGCUUGGAGGCCCAGCAUCAGCAGAAGGACUCUUUGCCUCUGGAUUGGAGGAUGAAGCAAAGGCCGGAGGAAGAAGAGCAGGAAGAAGGCUCAGAGGCCCAGGAGCCAGGUGCCCAGCAUCAACAGGAAGACCUGCACCACUCUUUGGCUGUGGAUUGGAGGCUGAGCUCCACCUUGGAGAAGAAAGAACAAGAGGAAGACUUGGAGGCCCAGGAGACAAGUGUCCACCAUCAGCAGGAGGACUCUUUGGUUGUGGAUUGGAGGCUGAGCUCAACCUUGAAGCAAGGCCCAGAGGAAGAAGAACAAGAGAAAGACUUGGCGGCCCAGGAGACAAGUGUCCACCAUCAGCAUGACUCUGUGGCCCUGGAUUGGAGGCUGAGCUCAACCUUGAAGCAAGGCCCAGAAGAAGACUUGGCGGCCCAGGAGACAAGUGUCCACCAUCAGCAUGACUCUGUGGCCCUGGAUUGGAGGCUGAGCUCAACCUUGAAGCAAGGCCCAGAAGAAGACUUGGAGGGCCAGGAGACAAGUGUCCACCAUCAGCAGGAGGACUCUUUGGUUGUGGAUUGGAGGCUGAGCUCAGCCUUGAAGCAAGGCCCAGAAGAAGACUUGGAGGCCCAGGAGACAAGUGUCCACCAUCAGCAGGAGGACUCUUUGGUUGUGGAUUGGAGGCUGAACUCAGCCUUGAAGCAAGGCCCAGAUGAAGACUUGGAGGCCCAGGAGACAAGUGUCCACCAUCAGCAGGAGGACUCUUUGGUUGUGGAUUGGAGGCUGAACUCAGCCUUGAAGCAAGGCCCAGAGGAAGAAGGAGAAGAGGAAGACUUAGAGACCCAGGAGACAAGUGUCCACCAUCAACAGGAGGACUCUUUGGCCCUGGAUUGGAGGCUGAGCUCAGCCUUGAAGCAAGGCCCAGAGGAAGACUUGGAGGCCCAGGAGACAAGUGUCCACCAUCAGCAGGAGGACUCUUUGGUUGUGGAUUGGAGGCUGAGCUCAGCCUUGAAGCAAGGCCCAGAGGAAGACUUAGAGACCCAGGAGACAAGUGUCCACCAUCAACAGGAGGACUCUUUGGCCCUGGAUUGGAGGCUGAGCUCUGCCUUGAAGCAAGGCCCAGAGGAAGACUUGGAGGAGGACUCUUUGGUUGUGGAUUGGAGGCUGAGCUCAGCCUUGAAGCAAGGCCCAGAGGAAGACUUGGAGGGCCAGGAGACAAGUGUCCACCAUCAGCAGGAGGACUCUUUGGUUGUGGAUUGGAGGCUGAGCUCAGCCUUGAAGCAAGGCCCAGAAGAAGACUUGGAGGCCCAGGAGACAAGUGUCCACCAUCAGCAGGAGGACUCUUUGGUUGUGGAUUGGAGGCUGAACUCAGCCUUGAAGCAAGGCCCAGAUGAAGACUUGGAGGCCCAGGAGACAAGUGUCCACCAUCAGCAGGAGGACUCUUUGGUUGUGGAUUGGAGGCUGAACUCAGCCUUGAAGCAAGGCCCAGAGGAAGAAGGAGAAGAGGAAGACUUAGAGACCCAGGAGACAAGUGUCCACCAUCAACAGGAGGACUCUUUGGCCCUGGAUUGGAGGCUGAGCUCAGCCUUGAAGCAAGGCCCAGAGGAAGACUUGGAGGCCCAGGAGACAAGUGUCCACCAUCAGCAGGAGGACUCUUUGGUUGUGGAUUGGAGGCUGAGCUCAACCUUGAAGCAAGGCCCAGAGGAAGAAGAACAAGAGAAAGACUUGGCGGCCCAGGAGACAAGUGUCCACCAUCAGCAUGACUCUGUGGCCCUGGAUUGGAGGCUGAGCUCAACCUUGAAGCAAGGCCCAGAAGAAGACUUGGCGGCCCAGGAGACAAGUGUCCACCAUCAGCAUGACUCUGUGGCCCUGGAUUGGAGGCUGAGCUCAACCUUGAAGCAAGGCCCAGAAGAAGACUUGGAGGGCCAGGAGACAAGUGUCCACCAUCAGCAGGAGGACUCUUUGGUUGUGGAUUGGAGGCUGAGCUCAGCCUUGAAGCAAGGCCCAGAAGAAGACUUGGAGGCCCAGGAGACAAGUGUCCACCAUCAGCAGGAGGACUCUUUGGUUGUGGAUUGGAGGCUGAACUCAGCCUUGAAGCAAGGCCCAGAUGAAGACUUGGAGGCCCAGGAGACAAGUGUCCACCAUCAGCAGGAGGACUCUUUGGUUGUGGAUUGGAGGCUGAACUCAGCCUUGAAGCAAGGCCCAGAGGAAGAAGGAGAAGAGGAAGACUUAGAGACCCAGGAGACAAGUGUCCACCAUCAACAGGAGGACUCUUUGGCCCUGGAUUGGAGGCUGAGCUCAGCCUUGAAGCAAGGCCCAGAGGAAGACUUGGAGGCCCAGGAGACAAGUGUCCACCAUCAGCAGGAGGACUCUUUGGUUGUGGAUUGGAGGCUGAGCUCAGCCUUGAAGCAAGGCCCAGAGGAAGACUUAGAGACCCAGGAGACAAGUGUCCACCAUCAACAGGAGGACUCUUUGGCCCUGGAUUGGAGGCUGAGCUCUGCCUUGAAGCAAGGCCCAGAGGAAGACUUGGAGGCCCAGGAGACAAGUGUCCACCAUCAGCAGGAGGACUCUUUGGUUGUGGAUUGGAGGCUGAGCUCAGCCUUGAAGCAAGGCCCAGAGGAAGACUUGGAGGGCCAGGAGACAAGUGUCCACCAUCAGCAGGAGGACUCUUUGGUUGUGGAUUGGAGGCUGAGCUCAGCCUUGAAGCAAGGCCCAGAAGAAGACUUGGAGGCCCAGGAGACAAGUGUCCACCAUCAGCAGGAGGACUCUUUGGUUGUGGAUUGGAGGCUGAACUCAGCCUUGAAGCAAGGCCCAGAUGAAGACUUGGAGGCCCAGGAGACAAGUGUCCACCAUCAGCAGGAGGACUCUUUGGUUGUGGAUUGGAGGCUGAACUCAGCCUUGAAGCAAGGCCCAGAGGAAGAAGGAGAAGAGGAAGACUUAGAGACCCAGGAGACAAGUGUCCACCAUCAACAGGAGGACUCUUUGGCCCUGGAUUGGAGGCUGAGCUCAGCCUUGAAGCAAGGCCCAGAGGAAGACUUGGAGGCCCAGGAGACAAGUGUCCACCAUCAGCAGGAGGACUCUUUGGUUGUGGAUUGGAGGCUGAGCUCAGCCUUGAAGCAAGGCCCAGAGGAAGACUUAGAGACCCAGGAGACAAGUGUCCACCAUCAACAGGAGGACUCUUUGGCCCUGGAUUGGAGGCUGAGCUCUGCCUUGAAGCAAGGCCCAGAGGAAGACUUGGAGGCCCAGGAGACAAGUGUCCACCAUCAGCAGGAGGACUCUUUGGUUGUGGAUUGGAGGCUGAGCUCAGCCUUGAAGCAAGGCCCAGAGGAAGACUUGGAGGGCCAGGAGACAAGUGUCCACCAUCAGCAGGAGGACUCUUUGGUUGUGGAUUGGAGGCUGAGCUCAGCCUUGAAGCAAGGCCCAGAAGAAGACUUGGAGGCCCAGGAGACAAGUGUCCACCAUCAGCAGGAGGACUCUUUGGUUGUGGAUUGGAGGCUGAACUCAGCCUUGAAGCAAGGCCCAGAGGAAGACUUAGAGACCCAGGAGACAAGCUGA